Tachysurus vachellii is the source of this 2054-nucleotide messenger RNA. RefSeq names its product claudin-4-like. The record is from RefSeq and is a predicted model, not a curated record. The coding region runs from base 84 to 1208 and encodes 374 amino acids. Gene Ontology annotation, biological process: bicellular tight junction assembly; cell adhesion. The transcript has 2 exons. Gene Ontology annotation, cellular component: plasma membrane; bicellular tight junction. Lineage: Eukaryota; Metazoa; Chordata; Actinopteri; Siluriformes; Bagridae. Gene Ontology annotation, molecular function: structural molecule activity.
GUCUCUAUUACUGCUUUUGGGACGAGACUAGACGUAUAUUAGGAAUCCUUUGUUUGAAUUAAGACUAACUAAACCGAGGAAGCAUGGUAUCUGCCGGGCUACAGAUGUUGGGCACGGCCCUGGGCAUCAUUGGCUGGAUCAUGACCAUCGUGAUUUGCGCUCUGCCCAUGUGGAAGGUCACAGCUUUCAUUGGGAACAACAUUGUAACAGCACAGAUUACCUGGGAGGGCAUCUGGAUGUCCUGCGUUGUGCAAAGCACCGGUCAGAUGCAGUGCAAAGUCUACGACUCUAUGUUGGCUCUCAGCUCGGACCUGCAGGCCGCUCGCGCACUGUGCGUCAUUUCCAUUUUGGUUGGAAUCAUUGCGAUUUUCCUGUCCAUCGCUGGUGGCAAAUGCACCAACUGUGUGGAGGACGAGGGCGCCAAAGCAAAGGUGGGCAUCGCGUCUGGCGUGGCUUUCAUCAUCUCUGGUGUCCUGUGUCUGAUUCCCGUCUGCUGGACGGCCAACACCAUUAUCAGGGACUUCUACAACCCUUUAGUAAUCAGUUCACAGAAAUAUGAGAUCGGAGCUUCUCUAAUGGCAUCUCAAGGAGUUCAGAUAAUGGGCAUUUUCACAGCCUUCUUGGGAUGGUUGGGAGUCAUCAUUGCCUGUUGUCUGCCUCAGUGGAGAGUAACGGCUUUCAUUGGCGCAAAUAUCGUGACAGCGCAGUUAAUCUGGGAGGGAAUUUGGAUGACUUGUGCAGUACAAAGCACCGGACAGAUGCAAUGCAAGAUUUAUGACUCCAUGCUAGCACUCAGCCAAGACCUGCAGGCCGCCAGAGCUAUGAUCAUAAUCUCUAUUUUGGCUGGCAUCUUGGGGGUUGUGGCGUCCAUCGCUGGUGGGAAGUGCACCAACUGCAUUGACAAUUCCCGUGCCAAAGCUACGGCAUGCAUCAUGGCUGGAGUGUGUUUUAUAAUCGCAGGUUUGCUCUGCUUGAUCCCUGUAUCCUGGACAGCACAGAGCGUCAUCGUCGAUUUUUAUAAUCCUUUAGUGACAGAUGCACAGCGCAGGGAAUUGGGGACUUCCUUGUACAUUGGCUGGGCAGCUGCAGGUCUUUUGCUGUUGGGGGGAUCACUACUCUGCUGGAACUGCCCUCCCAAAGAGCAGCACAUCUACAACCCCAAGUACACCGCUGCAAGAUUAACCCCUAUCUCCAGGGAAUACGUCUGACACAAAUAGACUAUUGCUGUAUAUCCAUGGUUUCUGUUUAGAAUUAGAGCUAGGAUUUGGUAAGCAUUCUGAAUUGGUGAGUUUUCUAAAAGAUUUUUUUAUCUCCAAUGGCUUGUAAAUAAACCACAUUGUUCAUACUGUUCACCUUCAGCUGUGGUUUGGAAAGAAAUAUUGUUAUUAUUCAUUUCAUCAUUCAAAAAAAAAAAAAAGGAAAAGAAAAAUGGCAAAAUAAAAAACUCAUACUGUUAGAAGAUUUCUUGGUCAUGUCAUGGGGCAAAACUAAGCACUAAGCUGGAAUAAGACAUGAAAUUAUUAUAAAAUUUAUAAAGUUAUACCAAAUCAAUUUUUUGAGUUUAUUGUAUUCUUUAUGAAACAAGCACAAAGUGUAUAUAUAGCUGACUAAUCUAAUCAGUGUUUUAAAAGCAUUUUAAUGAUAAAAUGCUAAUAAAACUGCUUAGAGUUCAAUAUCUCUGUACUUUGAUAAAAGAAAUGAUGACAAAAAACAUAAUGUUUAGGAUGAAUUAACAGAGAAGUGUAUGUAUGUUCUUCUGGGUUUUUUUUUGUUUGUUUGUUUAUUUAGUUAAUUUAUUUUAUUAAUUUUGUUAAUUUAUCAUGGUGCUAGUCAAAAGUUGUAAUGUGAAAUACAAAAAAAAAAUCUUUAAAUGAUCUCAUUUAUAGAUAGAAUCUAUAGUCAAGCAUAUCAACGAUAAAAGUCUUAAGCGCAAAAGUGUUGGCAUCCAUCAUAUAUUUUGUAAAAAGGAAUUUUAUGCAAUUGGACUACAGUUGAAUUCCCCUGUUGUGAUCAAAAUAAAUAUAUGAUAUAUUUAAAAUAAACUCAGAACUGUA